Messenger RNA from Pestalotiopsis fici W106-1, 3870 nucleotides. RefSeq lists its product as uncharacterized. The record is from RefSeq and is a predicted model, not a curated record. NCBI's taxonomy places the organism in Eukaryota, Fungi, Ascomycota, Sordariomycetes, Amphisphaeriales, Sporocadaceae. The coding region runs from base 1 to 3870 and encodes 1289 amino acids. The transcript is spliced from 5 exons.
AUGGAGCGAGUUAGAAAGGUCUACUUUGAUGCUUUGGCAAUGACCAAGGCCCAGAUCUAUGAGCUUCUGGAGACACUUCCUAGCGGUUCCGCGCAUCCAUUUAGUUCUGAACGCGUGCUUCUGUGUCGGACAGAACAUGGCGUUGAGGAGAUCGACAUCUCUUCUUACCCAGAAGACUACUUUUUUAAUGCUGUAGAUUUAGGCGCGAUGGGCGAGACGCUAUUGAAGCGAAUGGCUGGUUUUAAGCAUCAUUUGAGCGUGUUCCAAGAUUUCCAAAUUCUGCAGGCACCGGCUUCAACAUUCGAGAUCCCAAUAGUAUCAGAUCAAAUCACCAUCUUGGCAGUCUCCGAAAGAACACCUACUUACUAUGACUUUUGCUUUGCGGAUGCAUCUUGUAAUGCUUGUUGCUGGCUUGCCAGAAAUACAUUUCAGGGCAUCACCCAUAGUGGCGAUAUUCUCAAUGGGAAUGACCUACUCGAUUUUGUCCGCAUCAACAAAGACAGGCUCACUGAUAAGGAGAUUUGUGUCUUCAUAUCUGGCUACCAGACUACGCAAAUCACAAGAUUUCAAGGCACCCACCCUGCGUUGCUGGUUGCAAACCAUGUCGACAAGAUUCUUUACAUUAUACCAGUUCCCCUAGACGCGGCGACAAUUGGCGAUGCCACCAUAUGUUGCCCUCUGGUUAUCAAGGGGAACGGAGACUCGUUGAUAUGCUCAAUAUUGCCGACAGCGACCACUGAUCGAGACAUGAUGUGCCAUAGUAAUAAGUUAGAAAGUCCUUGCUUCGCAGAAGCAAUUCAGCGUGCCGACUUUACCAUCUCUAGCACCAGUGAGAGCGCUGUUCUAGUGCCUAGAACUGCUAUUGCCAGAGAAGCUGCAGAUGCGCCUUCGGAACGUCUUCGUGGACUGGUCAAUAAGGAGCAUGCGAUAAUUACCACCGACUCGGCCAUUUUCCCCUCAUUCGUUGACUUGGCAAGUACACAGAUGAUACGAUUCGGUACGGGUCUUGAGUUCAUACUGCCAGAUGAAAAGUCUCUUGCAAAGGAACAGUCGUCUACUGUUGUUUUACCAUGCAUUUUUGGGUCUCUGCUUUCGGGGCCCUUAUUGCUGGCGACAGGCACUGUCCCUACAAAUGUUCCAUUCCGCGACGAGGAAGCUCUACGAAGCUAUUAUGAGCAGCUCAAAAGUGUUGUGGUUAUUGUCGACGACCGCAUGACAGACAAUGCUCGCAACCUAGCAACUUCCUACAGGAUCAAUGCACUAUUCAUUGUGCAGAUUACUCCGGAAGGCGAACCCAAGGAUACCGACGAUGUCUUGAAGCUUCUGGAUUCGGUAAACAUCAAUGCAGUGACAGCUCUUGCCGGCCCCCAAUCCUUGGUUCUAGUGCAAGUCUUUGACAGAUAUUACUUUUACCGAGGCCUUGCUAAUCGGGCCCACUUGAACACUACCAAGCUGGCGUUUGGCACAGAUAUCACAUCUAUCAUCGAGUCUGCAGGUGCUGAACCCAUGACCGACCCCAGAGUGAAGCGGCUGAUCGACCUCGAGAAUGCCAACACCAUUAUCCUUCCCUCUACGGGCCAGUUGGUACGAGUCCAGGAUCUUCAGAAACUAUUCGAGGAUCUUUCAGUCAACGAAAUUCAAGCCAUGGAGGAAGACAUCACUGCUGCGAUUCCACAGCUACAGAUUCUGUUGAACCAGAAAGACCUGCAGGACCUCUCUCAGUCCUUGGUAGCUGCACUUUCCGCCAAGAUUGGCAAGGCCGUAUCUCCAAUGCGGGAUGCUUACGUCAAUCUUGUGACCGAGAAUUCCAACGUGGCCGAUCCGGAGUUGGUAAAGAAGAAGAAUGACACGCUGGGUCUGCUGAGGUAUACUACCAAGGAGCUGCAGAAGGCUCUAGAGCCGGUCAUUUCAAGUUUGGCCAGCAUAGUGUCUGUCCGGACGACUUCAAAGCGAACCUAUGACUUGAAGCGGCUUGUGCGUCAAUCUCAGAUCCGUGGAAAUGUUGAGGCAGCAAAGUCCAUGACUUUCGAAACCCUUUCAGGAUACCUGGAGACUUAUGCUGAAGAUAUGGGUGUCAUGCUGCUGAAGAUCAAGGAUGAGCCAUACCGCGAGCUUCUAGGAGGCUUGAAGAAUGCUGCCAUUGAUGCUAGUCCAUGUUGCGAUCUUGACUCGAGAGUUCUCCACCUGCAGGGACUUGAUGCAGGCAUCAUCAUGGAGCAGUCACAGAGCUAUCACGACGGCCCACUUCGAAGUCAGCUAGGACCAAACCAUCCACUGAUGGCACUGGCGAAUAUAGGACAGCACGAAUCCGGAUCAACUCUGGCCUGGGUCUGUUGGGACGAGUUUGUCGACCUCGAAAGUCCUUACACUGUAAGAUGGAUGGAGAAAUGCAACGAAACCCAUAUUGCUGCGCUGAGGAUUAUCAUGAGAGGUACCCUGAGCCAUGCAGUAGCGUCGAGAGAGCAUAACCUGCAGCCCGGCAGCCCGGAAAUUGGUAAUCUUAUGGGCACUUUGCUCAUGACUGCAAUGUCGAAACUCGCCGCGAUGAGGACAACCACUCCAGACCUGGUCGCCAAGGCAGAAGAUACAGUCACACGACUGAUGCGAGGACUGUUUGGCAAUCUAUUGACCAUUGCCGGGUCUGGUGUGCGUCCUCUAAGUAUGGUCUGGCAGUUGUUUGGUCUGAACCCCCAAUACGACCUUCCCACCACCGCCGCAGAGUGGGUCUGGUACGAGACUGUCGUUGCCUUGUAUCCAUACACUGGGUGGCCUCUUGAGCAGUUUUACAACAAUCUGGAGAAGCUUCUCGACAAGGCCAUAGUCCGUGUUGUCACCAAAAGCGAAGAUAUCAAGGAAAUCAAGUCAAACCGGACGCAAAGCUUGAUCCGAUACUGCAAACUCCGAAAUAUUCAGCUUGACCAUUCUCGUACCAUCAUUACCAUCUUUAUGCGAAUGCUCACAGAAAAGGACGUCGAUAUUGCGGCCGUUGCAACGCGUCUGCUAGAGCAUCUUCCUCCAACAUUGGAAAGACAGACGCAGAGCUACGGCAAGAUGAUCAAGUAUAUCAAGCAUCUCUCAACGGGAGGUCCACGACGCGGCAAAGACGACCUGGUUGCCGCCAGCAUCUACACGAAGCGUUCCGCUGCUUUUAGCGAACUCAAGACCCGAGUGGCCGAAGCAUGCCAGAGCAAUGACUGGCCUGCCGUCAAAGAAUCGUGCCAGUCAAUCAUGGACAAGCACGCGGAAAUUGCCGCCCUGUGGAAUAUCAAUCCGCAGUCGCUCAACAUUCAAAACAUCACGGUAUACAAAGAUCUACUGAACAUGGAUCUUGGAACCGAAGAUGACCCGAAUUCCAAGGCAAUCAGCCACGAGCUGACGCGGCUGGUUCUCGGCGACGCGGAGAGGCUGCGUCUCCCGUGGCAGGUUGGCAAAGAGGGUCAGUUUGGGGAUACUAUCGAGUCCCUCAACGAGGAGUUCCUACAUGAGAUAUUGACUGGAGAGAAAUUGGAAGCACCCAGCGCCAUCGAUACGGAAAGCAAGGUGGUAGAGGAUUCGAUAACAACUUUGGCGCUGCCGCAGACGGAAGACGAGUUUUCUCGAUUCAAGUCGGCAGUGCAGCCUCGCUUCAUAAGCACCAUGCAGAAGGACCUGUCUCCCGAUGAUGUGUGCGAAAUCCUCAAUAUUCCUGUUUCGGCAAUGCGCGUCUUUGCCAGAGCUCUGAAUCCGGAAUUUGAAUGGGCGGAUCUCGGGCAGAAUUUCAAGAUGGUCGUACUUGACUUGUUGAGGAAUCGUACUGAUCGAUUGGAAAGACGUCCUACCAAGAUGUUACUUGGUCGUGGAAGUGGAAGAGUUUUGCAGAUCGAGGCAUGA